AUGAGUAAAGCGGUGUGGCAGGUGUGUGCGUGCGUGAGUGCCAACGCAACCUCUCCCCCUCCCACUCGUUCCACUAAUUGCUUCCACUACGGCAAGCGGAAAACACAAAGCCGGCGCUUUAUCACGCUUAUCAGCAAACAACGUAAGCGCAACCUACAUAUAGCUACACUUCAUUCCCGACUUCCCGGCGAUGGCGUAAUUGUUUUGAUAAUGCAAACAAUGAGCGCUCGUCCAUUUUUAGCCGGGCGACAUUGAAGAGAAAUUAAAAG
Messenger RNA from Drosophila erecta, 269 nucleotides. RefSeq lists its product as uncharacterized. The record is from RefSeq and is a predicted model, not a curated record. The coding region runs from base 1 to 255 and encodes 84 amino acids. The transcript is spliced from 2 exons. NCBI's taxonomy places the organism in Eukaryota, Metazoa, Arthropoda, Insecta, Diptera, Drosophilidae.